CGAUGAAUGGUGACUGCUCAAAAUGUUCAUCAACUUCCAACGCAACCAUCAGAUCAUGAAACUCUAUCAUCACAGAAAAUGACUGAACACCAACUAUUGCAGCCUCCACAGCAGAUAAGCCGCUCUAUCGGAUCGAUAGCGGCCGAACGCCAUCAGUUGCAUCGCACAGCAUGUUUCAACUGUCGUUCGUCGAGACAAAAAUGUGAUCGCAAAAGUCCAUGUAUGCGAUGCACUUCGCAGCAACGAAUAUGCGAAUAUCCUUCGGUCUCGAACAGAGGCCGAAAACAAGGGAGUGUCAAUAAACCGGAUACGGUUGAGAAACUUCUGCAGCGUAUCAAUGAGAGUCCUGUAGGGGAUCAAGUCAUUGCAGCCAUUUUAGCCUCUUCCCGAGCCUCGCAACCUCCUCAGCUUUCUCCGGACACACCCACCGCACGAAUAUCAGAAGAUGAUUCCACAGAGACUGGAGCAGCGUCUGGGACAUAUACCGCUAUUGAUUUGAAUGGCCAACAAGCCGAAUUCAAUCAGGCGAAUACUGAUUCUCGAAGCUCUCUGGUAUCACCCUUACAUAUUCUCGCCGACGCAGUAGAAACCGAGAGGCUUGCAUCUCUUCAGAUUCGAGAUCCAAGCCCGGCGAUUAUGUCAUCUAAUGAGCCUUCGUCGAGCACCACUGGUGGUGGAUGGCUCUCUUCAGACUCCACAGCACGAUUGAUCAAAUACUUUAAGCCAAAUGUAUCUUUCCAGAAAGACUGGCAGGUGCUGGCAUCACAGUCCUCGAGCUCUGUUCUGAGGGUCAGCUCCUUGACCUGUGACCCACUUUCUUCUCGCCUUAUCGACGAUGCAGAUGCAGAGAGAUACUUUGAGUUAUUCUUCAGGAUAAGAAACCCUCUAGUGUGUCUGUUGGAUCCUAUCCUCCAUACACCGGAUAAUGUUCGACCGAUGUCUUUCACUUUGUUCUCUGCUAUCUGCGCACUGGGUUGUGCAAUAUCCGAUCAGCCCAGAGACCGAUUAUUGUAUCCUGCUCUCUUCGCAUUGGCAGAGAGUAACAUUAAAUGGUCGAUAGCAGCAUCAGUAAAAUCGGUAGAGACCAUUCAGGCUAUCUUCACCAUGGAGUAUUGGUCACCUGCGUACGAGAAGCAAAAAGAUGAUCCGUAUUGGUUACACCUAAGUCAUGCUAUUUUGCUAGCCAGAGAGCUGGGACUCAACAGAGCAAAGCCAAUAGAUGAUCUAGUCGAAUCGUACACCUCUGCUACGGCGAGCUCAGAUUUCAAGGAAAGAUUUCGAAGGAACUUUGAGCGGACCUGGCUUGCUGCCUUCUUUGCAGAAAAGAGCUUCGGCAUCGUCACUGGACGUGUCAUGAACGUUGGUAGAACGGAAGUCUCAGAAACCAUCUCUGAGUGGUGGCAGAAACCUUUAGCAUGUCCCUUCGAUCGUAUCAUCAGUGGAGUUGUGGAGAUGCGUGUUCUUCUUAUGCAAUACCUUGAGGAAAGAGAGAAUAUGAACAAAACCAGAGACUCGAUAGCGAACUGGCAAUCGCGAGGUUUCGAAGCUCUCGAGGCUCUUCGUGCAAAACGAUGCCUAUCUAACAAUGCGUCAGAUAUAUCACCGUCUGCAGAGUACUUGCCCAUACUCGCCUCCUUUGUGGACCACAGUAUCCUGGUGUUCAACGCCAACGCCCUGAGAGAUCUUGUCGGUAUUAACGCUGUGGAGACUAUGGCCAACCCAUGUAGGAUCUUCCGACAGACGGUAGAAGUUGCCUGCAGGUCUUUGGACCUGGUGCUUUCUGACCCAGUCUUGCUAAGGCACAUGUAUGGCACCCACAAUAACCAGUUCAUCAUGAUAUGCCAUGCUUGCAGCGAGAUUCUGUUUGCUACCACCCGCGGAUGCCUACCACCCGAUGUCAUCGAGACUGCAGCCGCCAAAGUACGUGCUGUGGCCAUGCAUAUGGAAUCUAUCACACGAGUGCUCCCAGAAUCAUCUGCAGCAUCUCUGUACACAACUCUGUCCAAGAUCUUCUCUCAGCAGCUAGAAAAGUACAUCCACACGGCUCAAGCCAGUUCUGUGAGCCAGGAACUUAUACCAACGGAUUGGUGGAAUGGACUCGGUGGGGAUCUACUCGUUGACAUGGGUGACCUCUUCCCAGAACAAUUGUUCCCAGAAUGGAAUAGUGUUGGAGCUGCUUGCGAUCCAAUGCUAUGAGAAAUAAUUAGACAUGCAAGAAAUGCAUUAGGAUACACAAAAUCCAACAAUCUUUUGUGAAG
Molecule: messenger RNA, 2258 nt
Organism: Aureobasidium pullulans EXF-150
Lineage: Eukaryota; Fungi; Ascomycota; Dothideomycetes; Dothideales; Saccotheciaceae
Exons: 8
Coding region: 7-2196 (729 amino acids)
Biological process (GO): regulation of DNA-templated transcription; DNA-templated transcription
Cellular component (GO): nucleus
Molecular function (GO): zinc ion binding; transcription cis-regulatory region binding; DNA-binding transcription factor activity, RNA polymerase II-specific
Source: RefSeq, a predicted model, not a curated record